AUGGAUUGUCCAAGGUAUAAUGGAAAUUCUCAUCCGGAAGAAUACGUUAAAGAAAUGAUAACAUAUUGUGGAUUUAAACAAAUUACGGACGAACCUGAAAUUCUUAAAUUUAGUAAAUUGAUGAUCGAUUCAACUAUAAAGAUUUCACAAGAUAUUGAUUCUUGUGAAGGUCUAGUUAACGCAUUGAAAGAACAUAUUACCUUUUCGAUUUUUAAAAAUUCUUGCAAGAGGAAAUUACAUUUAUUAAGAUAUAAGGUUGAACGUGAUGAAGGUGAUACGGCACUGUUCAUUUCGAAUUUUCGUAAACUCUGUCGUAAUGCCGAGAUUAAUGACAUUGAAAAACAAAAAAGUUCCUUGUAUCGUACACUUCCAAAUGACUUUUUUAGAAAUGAAUUUAUUAAAAAUUAUAGCACGAUUAAUUCUAUGAAUGAUCUAAUGAUUUGUUUCGAAAAUACUUUAAUUGAAUAUUCUAAUUUCAUUCGGAAUGGUUCGGCCGUGGCCAUAAAACAUGUGGCUACUGGAAGGUACCUUUCCAGUUGGAACAAGUCUUAUCUGACAGGUUCAAAAAGUCAAAUGGUAUUCUGUGGACAAUCUUUACAGGAUUCAAACGCUGUUUGGCUGAUUAGAAGUUUAGAUAGUGCCGAGUUGUUAACUUAUCAUAGCACGGUCUUUUUGCAACACCAAAAUUCCAACGCCUACCUUGAUAUUCAUACUAAGCGUGAUAGUAAAUCUCCUGUCUCUGGUUUAACUGAGGUGAGCUGCGGCAGUAACGAUAAUUAUAGUGAUUACACAUGGAUUCUUGAACAUGAUAAUUCAGAGAAUGGGGAAUAUUUGAAAACACGCGAUGUCGUGAUUCUUAGAAACACAUUUCAAGAUUUUACGUCUAAUAAGCACAAGGAAGAAACCUUGGGUAGCCACGAUGUUACAUUUACUAUCGAUAAUGACAAAUUGCAGGAAGUCUUUGCUCAUGGUGGAGAGCAUACCGAGAAUGAUAAGUGGUGUUUUGAACUUAUUGAUUAA
Messenger RNA from Funneliformis caledonium, 1020 nucleotides. The record is from the annotation of a GenBank genome assembly. Lineage: Eukaryota; Fungi; Glomeromycota; Glomeromycetes; Glomerales; Glomeraceae.